GUACAUACAGAGAAGAAAGUUUCCCAUUUUUACCCCGGCAACCAAUAUCCCACUUGGGAUGCGUUGAGGUUGAAGCCAAUGUCAGCGGAGGAGAAAUCUUUAUUGGGCGAGCUAAAUAAAGAUCUUGAAAACCCUGAUGAUUUUGACAUCCGCAUACUAAAUAGUUCUGGUGCCUUUGUACAUAAUUUUAGGAUUUCAUCUACAGUAUCAACAAGACUCGAUACGGCUGAAAAUAAUUGCCUAACCAAAUUUUGCUCCCAAAAGGUUCACAGGAGAUAUGCUGUCAUAAGAACAGACAACAGCCAUAUAAACAGAGAAGAGCUGUUGUAUUUGCUUCGUGGUGGCCGGCUUGAUGACAAGAUGGAAGAGACAUUGUUGGAAACGCUUCAGCAAGAGGCAUAUGACAAAAAAUUUGGAAUCGUCUAUGUGUACUUUCUUCAUGUUGAUUUUGUUGAGGCAAAUGUUCGCAGAGUAUUUAAAUACCGAGCCAUCAAAUGCGAGCAACAAAGAGGGCGCUAUGACUGUGAUGUGUUCGUCUACCUCUAUAUCAGAGCAAUAAUUGGAGGUCGCUCGACAUUUUUGGUUAAUCCACCUGGCGAGAUCCCUGAAGCUAUGCGUGCAAGACUUGCCGCUCACUUAUUGAUAGCUGGUU
This is a messenger RNA of Asparagus officinalis (garden asparagus), 652 nucleotides long. RefSeq lists its product as uncharacterized. The annotation marks the transcript as partial. The transcript is spliced from 5 exons. NCBI's taxonomy places the organism in Eukaryota, Viridiplantae, Streptophyta, Magnoliopsida, Asparagales, Asparagaceae. The record is from RefSeq and is a predicted model, not a curated record.